AAUUUGGUAGGAUCGAGCGCUCCGAAGAGGCUUAUCUUGUUAGCAUGAUGAGUAGAGGGGCAGAUACAUUGUUUCUACGGAUAGUUUAGGCACAUGGAGUAACUGAAAAAGAACGUUGAGUGACUGCGCUUUGUGAAAAAAGAGAAAAUGUUCGUGAUUCUGAAGCAGGGAUCUCUCGCGUGGGGUGGGAGUCGGUCGGGCUGGGCUAAGGGGCUCAUUUUUGCAGGCGUGUGCUGUCGUCUCCAAUAGAUUUCGCCUCUCUUUUUUUUUUUAAAGCGUGUUUUACGUUUUUCAUAUGGUGAGUGAAAACAACGACCGAUAUAGGCAAAUAUGUGAUAAAAGGAAGAAUCAAUGAACCGUUGAGAAAAAAGAAGUUGGCUGGGUGGAUCGGAGGAGAGCUUCAACGUGAAUCCGGAAUGGUGGCAAGGAGCACAGAGAAUCUUGAAAGUGCAGGCGACCCACAUUCACGUUCUGUGGGCACAGCCACCAGUGUCAAGUCAAAAAUGAGCAAAAGACUGUCAAGUGUGAAAGGUCACUUCCCCAAGUUGGUAGACUGUGCUCACUUCCAUUAUGAGAAUGUGGAUUUUGGAGCCAUUCAGUUGCAGUUUGAAUCUGAACAGAGUAAUUCAGGCAGUGAAGCAGCAUCUCCCAAGGACCUUGUUUUUCUUGUGCAAGUGUCAUGUCAGGGAAGAUCUUGGAUGGUUCGGAGGACAUAUGAAGAGUUCCGAACUCUGGACAGUCAUCUCCACUUAUGCAUCUAUGACCGGCGCUAUUCACAAUUAAAUGAACUUCCACCAGUUAAUGAAAUUUUAGAAAGAAAUGAGUUUUCUCUGUUGUUAUCGGAUUAUCUUAAAAGGCUAUCCAUGAUUAUUGAUAACAAGCUAAACUGUGGCCCUGUCCUCACAUGGAUGGAGAUUGAUAACAGAGGAAACCGUUUUCUCCUGAAAGAAGAAGCUUCCCUUAAUGUCCCUGCUAUAGGUGCAGCACAUGUAAUCAAGCGCUAUACUGCCCAAGCAAGUGAUGAGCUCUCUAUUGAGGUAGGAAAUAUUUUGUCAGUAAUUGACAUGCCACCAAAAGAAGACACGAGCUGGUGGAGAGGCAAGCAUGGAUUUCAGGUUGGCUUUUUUCCAAGUGAGUGUGUAGAGCUGAUCAAUGAGAAACUGUCUCAGGCCGUGAAUGCUGCAGGACUUAAACAAGACUUGGAAAGUGCUGGUUCAAAAACGGGAGCUGUGGCUGUAACAGGGUCAAUUUCACCUUCAUCGGUCUCUAAAAAGCAUGGAAAAUUGAUUGGCUUUCUAAGGACCUUCAUGAAAUCACGUCCAAGCAAACAAAAGUUAAAGCAAAGAGGAAUACUGAAGGAGAGGGUGUUUGGCUGUGACCUUGGGGAACAUCUGCUUAAUUCAGGCCAUGAAGUUCCACAGGUUUUGAGAAGUUGUUCAGAGUUUAUUGAAAAACAUGGAAUAGUUGAUGGAAUUUAUAGACACUCUGGUAUUUCUUCUAACAUUCAAAAACUAAGGCAUGAGUUUGACAGUGAGAUCAUCCCAGAUUUGACUAAUGAUGUGUAUAUGCAAGACAUCCACUGUGUGGGUUCUCUGUGUAAACUCUACUUUCGUGAGCUACCCAACCCUCUCCUCACCUAUCAGCUGUAUGAUAAAUUCGCUGACUCGAUGUCAGUCAGCACUGAAGAAGAGAGAUUGAUUAAAAUUCAUGACGUUAUUCAGCAACUUCCUCCACCUCAUUACAGAACUCUUGAGUUCUUAUUGAAGCACUUGUCUCAACUUGCACUAUGUAGCUCAAAAACCAACAUGCAUAUCAAGAACCUGGCAAUUGUCUGGGCACCAAAUCUACUUCGAUCAAAGGAGAUUGAAUCAAUUGGGCUGUGUGGCACGGAUGCUUUCAAGGAAGUUCGGGUCCAGUCAGUUGUGGUGGAAUUUCUCUUAAACCAUGUAGAAAUUCUCUUCAGUGAUUCAUUCACUUCUGUUGGAAAGUCUACUACAGCGGGACAGCCAUCCCUUACAAGGCCAAAAUCGUUCAUGGUCUCCUCUCUGUCAACUCGGCUGUUGUCUUUGGAAGAGGCUCAAGCCAGGACUCAAGCAAGUCUUCUGUGUGCAGAUCAAAGUGGAAUUCUUGGACUACGGGAAGGUCCAGUAUGCUUUCAAGGAAAAUAUCACACAGUCCUUGAUAUGCCACCUGAAAGGAGAAAGAGUGGUAUGAAACUACGUAAAUCGGGUGGUGGAAGCUGGAAAGCUUUCUUUGCCAUUGGGAAGCAAGGUGGCAGGAAACCAACAAGGGUUCGGUCCCUCUUCCAGUCUUCUCGGACAGAAACCGGAUCAGGUAUCGAGACUGUGACUUUGAGAUCAGCUAGAAGCGAAGAAUCCUUGUGUUCUCAGCACAGCACUGCUGGCCUAUCAAGACUUCAUCGUCUCCGCCGGCCUCGUUCUAGUAGUGAUGCCCUCUCUAUUACCAUGGAAACAGAAGUAUCUUCACUGAAGCAUUGCCGUUCUUAUGACAGUGUUCACAUAGAGGACCCAGAGGGCAUCUAUAUGUUGCCUGACUUCUCCAAUGAGGCCUCACUUUGGAUGACUGAAGAUGAAAUGGAUUUCAGUCCUACUUACUCUGAUGAAAAUGGGUUAGAUUUAAAUCCACCCCCCUAUCAUUUAGGUUUCCAGAGGCCUGUAACCGAAGACCCAGAUUCUCUGCUAAAUCACUCUGAAAUUCUUGUGAGAAAAGGUAGCACUGCCCUUCAUUCUCAGCGAGCUCAGUCAUACUGUCAGCAUAGGACUUCAUCUGUCGUGAAGGCUUUACCACAAGGUUCAGAUGUUACAAGCCCUAUUCAUGAGAAGCCUGGAAAAUCAACAUCUUUUACAAAGAAGGUGGUUCAUGCUCUUUCUCCUAAAGGAACUAAGUCCCUACCCAUGGAUAUCUCUGAUCCUGUCGCAAUAUCUGUUCCAGCUAAAGUCCUUGAGAUGAUUGGUGGAAGAGCAGGGGAGUUCCAGAGUGCUUGUGCACCCCCCCAGCAGCCUCAGAUGAUCUCUAUGCUCUUAAAGUCUUGUGAUAUUCAACUUACAGAGAGCUGCCAGCAAGAAAUCAAGAACAAACUUUCCUUUGAUUCAGGAAAGUUUAAAGGCCAAUCUCUCCAUUCCUAUCUCUCUGAUCAUUCCCACACAGCAGAUCGGCCUCCACUGCAAGCAGGUCUCUUGCCUUCAUCGUCUCUAAAUCAUCAAGUGCCCCCACCACCUCCUCCAAAAAACCCUGCUCGCCUAAUGGCUUUGGCCUUGACUGAAAGUGCGAAUAAAGCAAUAAAACAAAACCGUGGUACUACUGGCUUACGAGAAAAUCGUCCAGCUGAUAGUGGUAGCUCGGGCAUUCCCUUAGAAACUCAGUUCAUGAGGUCUGUAUCGAUGGACUCCAGUGAUUGCCCUCCUUCAGCAACCAAUGCCAUCUACUCAACUGUUCGCCCUUUGUCUGUCUGGAAACCUGAAAAAGUGAGUCAGGCAUCACAUGAGAAAGAAACUGUGGAUGGUCAGCAACUCUCCCCAAGUCAUCGAGUUCAGGAAACUGGUGCUAUUUCUUCUCAGACUUCUCUUUCUGAUUCAGCGGCUUCGGGAUCAGAGGUCUCGACCAGCAGCUCAUCUGGCGAAACUGACUCUCGACCCCUUCAUAAACCUCAGCAACUUACAAUUCCUUCUGUCAUGGCCAGUGCUGCAUGUCAGCCACAGGAUAAACCGCCAGAUGUUUUGAAUCAGCAUUCUGCUUCAAUAGCCGGAGAGGCUUGGAUGGAUGCCACAAAACAGUUUCUUAUACGAAAAAAGGUUCCAACCUAUACUCGACAGUAUUCAGCCCCCCAUCUUCAUAGUAAGCACCCAGUUCCACCUCCUAAGCCUGCUAACCUCCAACGCUUCCAACAUUCUAAAUCUGAGAGCACUCCGGCUGUGCAUAGCAGCACAUCUUUGAAAGAAUUUCAACCCACCCGCCCCAAACUACCACCGAAACCAACAGACAUCAUGAUAACACAAUGUUUGCCAUCUCGGGGUGAAAGUUACUCCAAGAAGUCUUUAGACCAGAAAAAAUCUAGGAUGCUGCUUACAUCUCAGUCAACACAACCACCACCCUUUCUCAGAAAUGAUUCAGAUAAAAUAUGCCAUGUUAAACCCAAAUCCCAAAUUAAUUCAGAUCAUCGGUCAGGUAACCUUGGUACAUAUGUGCAGGGUUAUGAAGACAGAUCCAUCAAUAAUCCCAAUCCAGAGAUCAUGGCAAACCAGUCAGAAAACUUUUAUUACGAAAUUGCAUCAGAGCCACAGGUUCCACCAGAUCACAGAUAUAUUCAUCAGAAUGCUGAGAACCAGAUGAGAUUUGAUGGAGGCUCCAACCACCCAAUCAGAUCAGGACAUGAACAUGUAAUGGCAGACCGACAUUUAAGGAAUUUUAGUCUGUCAGUGAGACCCCAUCUUUGGACUGGUAUUCAAUCAAACAUGAAGUUCAAUAUGGAACAAUCACCGUCUGGUCAAGCUGGUGCAUCUGGUUACUUGCGGUCAGCUGGUCCACACUAUUCUAAUACUCCUCAUGAUCACAUUCCACAGCAGUUUUCUGGUCCUUUUAGGAUGGUUCCCAUGUCUCGUACGGAGGUGCCCCCUAAUCAAGAUCCUGUAGCUUACCAGAGAAAGCUGUACAGAAUGCAGGGUUCAACACCUACAGAUAUCAGCACUUCACAGCUUCACCCCUACUUCGAAAAUGGUAAGGUGUGUUAUAGAUACAUUGAUGCAGGAGCCACAGUAGAAAGCAGUUCUAGGAUACAACAAGACAUUCAAACUCAAGUUCCUCGAACCCGAACUUCGGUGAUACCAACAAAGCUCCUGAGUUCACAGGAAAAUCAGGAACCCAUUUAUGUCAAUUUUCCUUUCAAAUCAGGGAAAACCUGGGCAACUACUAACCUUGAUGGUGAUCACGAAAACCACCAGUCGGAUCCCACCCCACCGGAAGGUCCAAGUGAAAGAGCCAGUACAAAUAUUUCGCCAGAUUUGGAUGAGUAUAAUUUAGAACGAGAGUCCAUUAAUCAGUCAGCUGGCUCUUUCCAAGGAGCUAGCCGGCCUGUGAUUUCUCAGUAUGAUAACAUGUCUGCAUCUAUGGGUCAGGAAAUGGUAGGCCCAGAGGUAAUUCACGUCAGAAGUAGAUCUGACCCUGGAAGCACCAGGGCUGAAAGUCCAAAAGAAGUGGAUAAAGGUAAAAAAGACCCAGUAAGUCCCGCAGAUGUGGCUUGUGUACAUUCCAUUUGUCCUUUGCCAGCACCUGAGUUGCCUUCAACAGCUCAGCCUCAAAGGAAGUCUGGGAUAGACAUGUGUAGCACAGAAAAUUCAAAACCACAAUGGGAAGGCAUGCCGCUGGCUCCAAGGAAUAUUCUUGGUCUUCAUCCAGAGUCUUUAAGGCGAUCCUCCACUUCUGGAGGACACUAUCGUCAGUCAUUUGAUGUUAUGCCAUCUGGAGAUCAAAUUCUCAAGUUCUAUAGGGCAGCCCAGCAGUUUAUAACACACUCUCCACCUGUGUUUGUUCCUCAUUCUAGUUUGGAUGAACACAGCUCCUACUACUGUACAAGGCAGCAGGAGAUAAGUGCAAAACCUGCAUAUUCAAAACAGUUUCAAGUUUCCAUGUCGGCACAUGAUCCAAAUUUCAGCGUUCCUCCCUCAAAUCUGGCACAUCUCUCCUUGACUAUGUCUGGGUCACCGCAAGUACCUCAAGCUCAAAUAGGUUACGGUCCUGGAGGAUUCCCUGUAAUAGCUGGUCAUUACAGUUCCUACCAGUUGCAGUCGCCUUCUUUCCCAUUCAGUAACCAUCAAGGCAAUGUGCACAGGAGGGACGUGAUUGUCCCAGCUUUGGACCCAACAUUUCGCCCCUCCCACCGAUCACAAGCAGGCAUUGUACGGCAAGGCAGCCUGCCAGCAGCAAACUGGACAGUGCACACUGAAGGGCAAACUAGGAGCUACUGCUGAGAAUCUGAAAUCCCACAUUAUGGAAAUUUUAUGGAGUGUGCACACUGACUGUAUUGUGAGGGUAAAAAUGACCAGAAUGAUGUCUUAAGUAAAUGUAGUAUCUCCUGGCUUGUGCCACUGUUUGCCUACUUUUCAAAUAACUAUACUACCUAACUGGCAAGUAAACCUUGUGCUAAACUGUUGAGUUUGCGGUGUGGAUACCUCUCUUAGUGGUGGAAAUACAUUCCAUUUAAUGUAUUAUAAUAAAUGAACCCAUAGAUGGCAGCUCUCUACAAUCCCUAGUUUAAAAAUCAUGUGUAAGCAGGCAGGAGUAUGGAGUGAUAUAUUCGGAAUGCCAUUCUCAAAUCUACAGUACAUUGGUGAUAUUUGUUCUCCUAUCUAAACAAUUGCCUUACAUAAAGCUGCUUCUUCACCUUAUUGAAAGACUACUGUAAAGUAGAAAAAUAUGUAAAUGUCCCAAAUGUUUAGUUUUAUUGUUAUUUUUAAUACAAUAUUAUGUGUAUCAGUAUUACUGACUUGUUUUAAUAAUUAUGUAGACCUUGAUGAUAAAAAAAAGCACAUUAAAAGGAAGCAAUUCUUCCUUUUGGAAUUAAUUUUUUUUUUCCACUUAACGUCCCUUUGUUUCUUGCACUCACUUUUAAUUUUUAGCAAAGCACUAGUUUAUUAUGUUAACAGUCACAUGAAUUACCCUGCUUAUGCUGUCUGAGGUAUUGACAACAAUUAUCAAUGCUUGAUUUUUGGCGGUUUUAAUUUAUUUAAAUUUUUACUUUUAAAUAUAACCCUAAAAAAUAGUACUGAGCCUCUUACAUCUCAAUAGAUAACACAACGUGUGGAUACAGUAAUGUAUUGUGAAGCCAAAUCAUUUUUGGGGAAAAUCUUGCAUAUGAUUUUUAAAUUUCAGUGUUUUUUUUUUUUUUUUGGCUUUGUUUUUUACGAAAAAUAUUUAUUUAUUUGGUUAAGCAGGGAAGACAAUGUGCUAGAGAAGAUAGCCUAUGCUAUUUCACCUGACUAAAUGUUCUAGAUUAUGAAUAGAAUUUUAAAAUUAAUUCUCAACUGUAACGAACUGUGAACUUGUAUUCUUAAAGACCUGCAUUUGCCAUAAGAAAGAGAAAUGUCUUUGUGAGACAACAAUGUAUAUUUUGAUGUUUUACUCUUCUCACUUGCUGUUGUGUGCAAUUACAGGUGUGUAGUGUGCUCAUCAGCUUUUGUGAUUCUAAUGUAAUCAUGUGUGAUUAUUUUUUAUCAUCAAGACUGUAAAUAGACAAGAAAAUGCACUUGUGAACCUGGGGUUUUUUUUCCAAGAAGCAGAGGGUGUAUAACCAAAAGGCUUUUUUAUUUUCUUGCUUUUUAUUUUUUUGUGCAUUUCUGCAGCUUGGUGUGGAAGGGACGGCAUUACAAACCAAUAAAACUAAACUUGAUAACUCAAAUUCAGGGAAAGUGUACAUUAUGAUAGCAUAGGAGUUUCGAAAGAAUUUUAUGUGGCACAAAAUCACAGGGUUGGAAUAUCUUUAUGGCAGACGACAAAGUGUGUGUGGCAUGCUUUCUUCUGUUCAUAUCUGCAGAGUAUUGUGGCUCACUUUAGGAGUAAGAAUUAAUCCCUUUUUGUAUUUCACAUAAAAGCGUGGGACUUGACUGUGAAUUUGAAAACCUGUUGGUUAAGAAAAAGCAGAAACCCACCUAUUAAAAUGAUGAUGUCUUAUGAUUGUUUUUUUCAUUUCUAACCGAGAGUAAGAGUCCAAAACAUGACUUGAGAUUCCUAUCAUUUGCCUUACAAUGUAAAACCCUUCACUUUUAUUAUUUUUUUAUUUGCAUUGACCACUAGCACAAUUUAGUCUCUUAUUUAAUACAGUGUAAUAUAUAGUGUAUUUUAGAGGUUUUUACUUGUACUAAAACUUAUUCGUUUUUAAUGUUUUGUGAAAAAAGUAAAAAUGCAAAUACUGCUGUUUGGCAGUUUGUAAUGUUGUCAGGGUGAAAUUCACUCCAUGCAAUGGUAAGUAGCACUUUCAAACGUGGAAACAAAUAACUCCUUGACCUAUGCCAACCAAAAAUGCUAAAUGCUCCUUAAACUAGUACUACAACCGAUUUAAAACCUCUCCGAUUCACUCAAACUAUUGGAUAAUCAAAGCAAUUAGUUUUGAAAUUGUACAUAAGGAAUGCAAAUGUUUGCUUUUACAGAACAUUCUCAGUUUAGGUUGCAGAAAGUUUUAAUUUUAACUCCAUUAAUUGCAUUUUGGCUCAUUUUUCCGAUUAAAAAUUGUUCCCUAAUAAAAAACUGAAUUCAGAGAAAGCAGUCCUUGAUUAAUACUGAGUUUUACUAUUAUAUGAAAUUACUUGAUGACAAAAUGACUUGAUUCAAUUAUGAGGAGGUUUGCCAAAGGAAGUCAAACGAUUUAUGGUACUUUACUAAUCUUUUAUCAAAAACUCCCAGUUUUACAAUGCAAUACAAUUAUUUUUGUGUAGUCCAAAAUCACACAAGAAGUGCCGCAACAGGCUUUAGCAGGCCCUGCCUCUUGACAGCCCCCCAGCCUUGACUCUCUAAGAAGACAAGGAAAAACUCCCAAAAAAAAAACCUUGUAGGGAAAAAAUGGAAUUUUACGUGGGCUUUACUUGGGUGUGUGCCGUGUGGUUUGACCUAUGCAGUAUGAAACAGUUUUCCCCUCUUUGAUGAUAUAAUUGCAAAUGUUCAUUCAUUUUAGGCAUUUCUGAGGGGUUUUAGCAUUUUGCUUUCCUUUGGCUGCAUGUAUACAUUAAAUAGCUUGUGUACCUUACUGGUCUAAAAAAGAAGUUAACCGGCAAGUCUGCAGUGGACUUUAAUAAAUUGGUGAGUGCCUGUUAAAGCCCUCUGCUUUGUUGGGAGAGGGGAUAAAUUGCACUGCUGUCCGCAGUCUAAUGUGUUGCUGAUUCACCUAAUUUACAGCCUGUUCUUUAU
Messenger RNA from Erpetoichthys calabaricus (reedfish), 8913 nucleotides. RefSeq names its product Rho GTPase activating protein 33 (gene arhgap33). The record is from RefSeq and is a predicted model, not a curated record. Gene Ontology annotation, molecular function: GTPase activator activity; phosphatidylinositol binding; protein binding. Bases 417 to 5984 code for a protein of 1855 amino acids. Gene Ontology annotation, biological process: small GTPase-mediated signal transduction. Gene Ontology annotation, cellular component: cell cortex; fibrillar center; actin cytoskeleton. The transcript is spliced from 22 exons. NCBI's taxonomy places the organism in Eukaryota, Metazoa, Chordata, Cladistia, Polypteriformes, Polypteridae.